This is a messenger RNA of Juglans regia (Persian walnut), 2187 nucleotides long. RefSeq names its product protein FAR1-RELATED SEQUENCE 5-like. Bases 1 to 2187 code for a protein of 728 amino acids. Gene Ontology annotation, molecular function: zinc ion binding. The transcript is spliced from 7 exons. Lineage: Eukaryota; Viridiplantae; Streptophyta; Magnoliopsida; Fagales; Juglandaceae. The record is from RefSeq and is a predicted model, not a curated record.
AUGCACAGUUACUAUGGAUCAGUGCCUACAUGGUCACCAGUUUUUCUGCCAUAUCCAGAUGGCAGCCAAUAUCCCAGUAACAUUCAGAAUGUUGGUUAUCCAUUUCAAUAUGGAAUGGGACCUCUGACUCCUCACAUCGCUACAAGCUCCGCAACGAGCGGAAGAGGUUGUUCAGAGAAUAGUCCCGAUUGUAGGGAAACUGCAGUGCCAUGUAUAAACUCAAUUGUUGAUGAAGAAAGUAAAGAGGAUAGACCCAAAUCACGGGAAACCGACGAUUGCACUACCGGUUCACUACAAUUAGUGCAAACGGAUGGUGAUGAUAUAAUUGAGGAGCCAAGGUCGGGGAUGGAAUUCAAUUCUUUUGAAGAUUUACAUAGUUAUUAUAAGGAUUAUGCUAAGAAAUGCGGGUUUGGGGUGAUGACACAAAGGAGUGAGAAGGGAGAUGAUCAAAGUAUCAGAUAUGUCACUCUUGGUUGUGCCCGUGGAGGGAAAGCCCGAAUUAAGAGUUUGAACGUUGCAAAGCCACGCCCGACAGGAAAGACGGAUUGUAAGACAAGGAUUAAUGCCUUAAAGGUUGAAGGAAAGAUGCGGUUAACAACAGUCCAUAAUACACAUAAUCAUGGCCUCAGUCCAAAGAAAUCUCGUUUCUUUCGUUGUAACAGAGAAGUGAGUGAGACUGUAAAAAGAGUCCUAGAUACAAAUGACUUGGCUGGGAUCCGGAUGAAUAAGAGUUUCGGAUCUCUUGUCGUUGGUGCAGGAGGUUUCGAGAACCUCCCAUUUUUAGAAAAGGAUUGUCGCAAUUAUAUAGAUAAGUGUAUGGAUGGUAUACCUCCAAAAGCUAUUAAUACUGAUCAAGAUAGAGCAAUGAAAAAUGCAAUUGCUAAGGUCUUUCCAGAAAGUCGGCAUAGAUUCUGUUUAUGGCAUAUACUGAAGAAAGUUCCCGAGAAGCUUGGGUCAUAUGCUGCCUACAAAAGUGGACUAAAAAGUCACCUAAUGAAAUGUGUGUACGACACUCAAACAAUUGAGGAGUUUGAGAAAUGUUGGGAUGGGUUACUUAACACAUAUGAUUUACAUGAGAAUGUCUGGUUGAAAAGUUUAUAUGAUGAGCGUCAGCAUUGGACAAAUUUGAAGGAGUUUGUCGACCAAUUUGACAGUGCACUGAGGAAAAAAAUUGAGAAUGAAAAUAAUGUCGAUUUCCACACAUUUAGCGUCACCAUUCCCUGUAUAUCUAGAUCUCCAAUUGAGAAGAGAUUUCAAGAGUUGUACACGAAUGCUAAAUUUAGGGAAGUCCAGCAGCAAGUAAUGGGUGUGCUCGAUAUGGAUCCGUGUCUACUUAGUGAGGAUGGUGUAAUGAAAAGAUAUCUGGUGGAAGAUGAAGUUCAUGUUGAAGAGUUCACUAAGCUUGUUACGUAUUCAGUGAACUUCAAUGUGGAAGACUGCGAUGGAAAGUGUUCAUGUGGGUUAUUCGAGAUGAGGGGGAUACUGUGUAGGCAUAUUUUAGCCAUCUUCAAAGCUAAUGGUAUAAAGUUAUUGCCAGACCGGUACAUUUUAGAUCGAUGGAGGAAGGACAUUAAGAGGAGAUACACGUUAAUCCACAGUAGCUAUGAUGCUGGGGAUCAGAGGCCAGAUGGGAAUAGAUAUUCAAGUUUGCUGAAUAUAUGUUAUCAGAUGAUAACUUAUGCAGCGGGUUCCAAUGAGCAGUUUGAAGAUGCAAAAAAGAAGUUAUAUUCAAUGAUUGACUUGUACCGUGAGAAUCAACACCCCCCAUCUAUGACUCAAACAGGUUCGAAUGCUGGUUGUACGACACUGGACACAAAUGCUGUUGGUAGUUCAAAACCCGUACUAAGUCCAAAUGUUGUGCGAGGGAAAGGAAGACCUCCAUCUCUGAGGAGAGCAUCCAGGAUGGAGAAAGAAAUGCGGAAGGUUAAAGUCAAACAGAAAAAAGCACCAGUCACAGGGAAACGUAAACAGCGAGAUGAAGGAGAUACACCACUCCCGGACACGUGUAGAAAUUUAUUUGGCCCAUCAGAAGUAGAUAUCACCAGUCCUAGUGAACUGCAGAUACAGUUUGGGUUGGAUGGAUCACAACCGGUGGGGCAUGGGUUGGAUGGAUCACAACCGGUGGAGCAUGGGUUCGAUGGAUCGCAACCUGAGAAUCAUGGAUUGGAUAGAUCACAACUGGAUUAA